AUGAACCAUCAGCACGAGACUCCAGAUCUCACUCCCAGCAGCCUCAAAUCCCGCCAAAUUCCUGGUCCCCCACAUGCCCUCAGCAGGAGAAACCCCAAAUCUCCUUACCCCGAGGAGGCCCAGACCCCUUCAUCCUUCCAGAACCCAAACCAAACUGACUGCCGUGCAGUCACCAAGGAGGCCUUCAGAGACAUCGCCAAGUACUUCACUACCGAGGAGUGGGCGGAAAUGGCCGAGUGUGAAAAAUUCCACUACAGGAAUGUGAAGAGGAACUACGGGACCCUGCUCAAUUUAGGUCUCAGAGGCCCCCGGCCAGCUUUCAUGUGCCACCACAGGCAGAUCAUCAAAGCCCAGAUGGACAACAGUGAGGAUUCUGAUGAGGAAUGGAAACCUAGGCAGAAAGUCAAACCUCCUUGGGUGGCAUCCAGAGUGAAGCAGAGUAAACAGCAGAAGGAAACACCCAGGACGCCACUAAGUAAUGAAUGCAGUUUGAAGGAAUUAUCAGGAACUGCAAUUUUGGGGAGCACAACUGACUCAGAGCUGCCCCAGAGGCUGGCAUCACCUCCUCAGGAACCAAGUCCCUCUGAUCAGCACUCAACACAGAAACUGGAGCCCAGGAUAAAAGAGGUGGAGGUGAAGACGUACAGCCUGCGAGAAAGGAAGGGCCUCACGUACCAGGAGAUCGGGGAGCCCCAGGAUGAUGACUACCUUUAUUGUGAGAUGUGUCAAAACUUCUUCAUUGACAUUUGUGCAACUCACGGAGCCCCAACGUUUAUAAAGGACAGUCCCAUGGACAAGGGGCACCCCAACCGCUCAAUCCUCACUCUGCCCCCUGGGCUGAGAAUUGGACCGUCCGGCAUCCCUGAGGCUGGGCUGGGAGUCUGGAACGAAGGGUCUGAGCUGCCCCGGGGCCUGCACUUUGGUCCCUAUGAAGGCACGGUGACAGAAGACAAGGGGACAGCCAACAACGGCUACUCCUGGCAGAUCACCAAGGGAAGGAACUGCUAUGAAUAUGUGAAUGGAAAGGAUGAAGCUCAGGCCAACUGGAUGAGGUAUGUGAACUGUGCCCGGGAUGAAGAGGAGCAGAACCUGGAGGCCUUUCAGUACCACAGGCAGAUCUACUACCGCACCUGCCACACCAUCCGCUCGGGCUGUGAGCUGCUCGUUUGGUAUGGAGACGAGUAUGGCCAGGAACUAGGCAUCAAGCGGGGCAGCAGCUGGAAAAAGGAGCUCACUCCAGGGACAGAAGCAAAGCCAGAGAUUCAUCCAUGUCCCUCCUGCCCUAUGGCCUUCUCCAGUCAGAAAUUCCUCAGUCAACACAUGAAGUACAAACACCCCUCUCAAUCUGCCCCUGGAACAGCUGUGGGAAAACACCUCCAACCAGAGGACCCCCAUCCAGGGGAUGGGAAGCAAUGGCAUUCUGAACAACACACUUGGAAUGACAGAGCAGAAGUUGUAGAGACAGGAGAUGAGCCCAAACCCAUGUUUGAAAGUACAAGGCAGGAGGGGAUUUCAAAGGCCUUUUCCGAACUAUCCAAAGGACAAACGGGGAGUUCUAGGGUGGCUAAGACAAUGAUGGAGACAGAGCCCAGUCUAGGCCAGAAAGUGAAUGCUGAGGACGCAAGCAAAUUAUUCCUGGGGAUAAGAAUCUCAGGAAUUGCAAAAGUCAAGUGUAGGGAGUGUGGGAGAGGCUUUAGUCAUAAGUCAGUCCUCAUCAAACACCAGAGGACACACUCAGGGGAGAAGCCCUAUGUCUGUGGGGAGUGUGGGCGAGGCUUUAGUCAGAAGUCAGAUCUCAUCAGACACCAAAGGACACACUCAGGGGAGAAGCCCUAUGUCUGCAGGGAGUGUGGGCGAGGCUUUAGUGAGAACUCUGUCCUCAUCAAACACCAGAGGACACACUCAGGGGAGAAGCCCUAUGAUGAACCUGGCCCUCAUUGGAUUCCUGAGCGCCUUGUGCAGCAUGUGGCUGACGCAGGCGGCGAUCCAUUGGGCUGUCGUCCCACACCCACCGCUGGUGAGACCUGUGUCCUGGAAGGAGAGGAAUCAAGCCCCGCUCCCAUUAUACUCGAAUGA
Molecule: messenger RNA, 2076 nt
Organism: Chrysochloris asiatica (Cape golden mole)
Lineage: Eukaryota; Metazoa; Chordata; Mammalia; Afrosoricida; Chrysochloridae
Product: histone-lysine N-methyltransferase PRDM9-like
Exons: 11
Coding region: 1-2076 (691 amino acids)
Biological process (GO): regulation of DNA-templated transcription; positive regulation of reciprocal meiotic recombination
Cellular component (GO): nucleus
Molecular function (GO): histone H3K4 methyltransferase activity; recombination hotspot binding; histone H3K36 methyltransferase activity
Source: RefSeq, a predicted model, not a curated record